AUGGCUGAAUGCCACCAGGAGACCGGCUACUUCCCCAUCGACAGUCUGCCUCUCGAAGUGAUAGAGCUGAUCCGGGCCCAAUGCGACCCCGCUACGCUGCUAUCAUGGAGUUCAACGUGCCACUUUUACAGAGGCCUUCUGAGGCUGCACGUCUUCGAACAGAUCACAAUCGGCCCCAAAAUCCCGCCAACACGCGUAGUCGAGGCUCUGUCUGGAAAUUUCCACGUUCUAUCACUGGAAUUUACCUGUGAGGCGGAUCGACACUCGCAUCAAGCAAAAGAGGACUCAAAAGCUGGAGGGAACGUUGGCGGCCAACGUUCGCCCAAAGAUCUGAUCAGCUCUGAGAUGCUAGGCCAGGUGUUGAGACAGUUUCCCGAGGACCUGGCAAACCUCACAUUACGGUUCCCAGAGAAAUGGAUCGCAAAGGACAACCUCUGCUGGCCACGGGAAUUUGCAUUCGAAGAGGAGCAGCCGUUAACAGACAUAGAACGAAACAACUUGCACAAUGACCUUCUUUGGACCACAUUGGAUUCCAUGGCCAAGAACAACAUUAGCAGCCAGCGAGUCUUCCGGCUGCAACUCCUCAACAUAAGCCCCCAUGUGUCUGGGGUAUAUCAUCAGCCGUGUUUCCGCAACUUUCUACGUAAAAUCACCUCUUUCGUUCUCGAAUUAUGUCGCUUUGAAAGGCACUGGCGUCAUCGACCCCUAGAGAGGACCUGGUACCGAUACCUUCUCAGCGGGUGGUUUUACGAUCAAUUGCAGAGGGUGGAGGACUUCUCGUUCUUCGCAACGCCAAUCUGGUCGGACACUCUGCUGUCUGAUUCAAGACACGUGUACUCGAAUUACGUCAUCCCGCUGCAUUUCACUGAUGACCGCGUCAUUUUGGCGUUGGACAUAUUGUCUGCUUCAAUGAACCUCACCAAUGCUGGCCUAUGGAGACAGCGCGCUCUCUUCUCGAGGAUGGUAGGGCGCAAGGCAACAGAGAAAGUUCUGGUGCCUCCGGAUUCACCACUAGCUGCUCCAGCAUUGAAAGACCAUUCGCUAUGCUUCUCAUAUGAAGUUGCGCGAGGGGAGAUGGGUGUGCUCUCAUUCGAGCCAUAUAAAGGUCUCAUCUUGCCAUACUGGGGCUUUCGGACAGUUCCAGUUGCCGAAAAAUCAGCUGAAAUAUUAUGGACAAUCUUCGAAUCUUAUGUCGAGCGUGGUGAUCUGGUCGGAGCAGACAUGACGCGAAAAUUCAUCCAGAUGGGCAUGACACGUGCGCGACGGUAUGCCAACCACAAAGGAGGUCGCAAGUAUGGCGAAGACGGCAAGCAACUUGAGAAGUGGACGGAAGAUGAUGUUGACGGGAAGAGGAAGGAGAAAGAAGAAGCCAGCGAAGUUUUCAAGGCGUAUUGGAGAAGGUGCAUUGCUUCAGAGGCGUAUGUCCAGUUGAAGAAGGACUGGUCAAAAGCCAAGAAGGAGUAUCUCGAAGCUAGAGGUUGAUGUGGCGAUGGAACUUCGUCUUGCUCGUCCUGUAUCUUAUCAUGGCGUCGUGGUGGUGGUCGAAUUCCGAAUUCGAAGUUGGCUUGGCGAUUCCAGCCGGCUGCAUAGGGCAUGGAGUUUGAAGAGGUCGUUCAGCAUGCUCGUUCGGACACUGUUUCUUUAAGAUGUCGACCCAUCUUGAGUCUGCUGUAGUGGGAUAUUCUGCGCUGGCUUUCCGUGAAUGGCUUCAGCAAAGGAUAUCCAUUCUUCAAUGCCCUUCACAAAGGGGUCAUCUGAGCUGGGGAGUUGAUCAUGACCCCAGACAAGCACUUCAUCAAAUGCUGAGACCUGCUCAAGUAUUCUGACUGGUUCCGGAGGCUCCUCCUCUUCUUCCUCAAUCUCA
Exophiala viscosa is the source of this 1864-nucleotide messenger RNA. RefSeq lists its product as uncharacterized. The transcript has 2 exons. Bases 1 to 1482 code for a protein of 493 amino acids. Lineage: Eukaryota; Fungi; Ascomycota; Eurotiomycetes; Chaetothyriales; Herpotrichiellaceae. The record is from RefSeq and is a predicted model, not a curated record.